AAAUGGGGAGCCUUCCCCUUUAAAUGGAAAGGAGCCCAUUGAUUGAAAGUGAUAAACAGCCGGGGCGAGAUGGUGGAGGCGAUGUUUUGUUACUAUGAUAACAACAUUAGUCGGUUUCUGAAGAUCACAUCUGAUCGGGGUUUUGCAAACUCUAAAUAAAACAUCCAGCAGCGGAAGAGUGUUGCAUUGUACAUCGGAUUCCGUUUUGGUGAUACAGUUUGUCGAAAAGAAAUACUACUACAUUGUUCUGUUGACAUUUUUCUUGCAGCUCGGUUCUUGCACACAAAUCUUUUUUUUUUCUUCUUUUUUUGCACGAAAUGGAGGACAAGAAGAAGAAGAGGAGCCCAAAGGUGUGUCUCGCCCAGCUGGCCCCCCCGGUGAACCCCCGCAAGCUCUCCGUGCCGGCCAGCAAGAGCACCACCUUCUCCCUGGGGCUGCCCCAGCCCCCCUCCCCUAAACCCAGGACCAGGUUCAAGAGGUCCCACAAAGAGAAGGAGCGAGCCCCCCAGCCCGCAGGCCCCAGCAAGGUGAACCAGUCCUCCCCCCUGCAACACUCCUUCCUGACGGACGUCUCCGAUGUGCGGGAGAUGGAGGGGGGGCUCCUCAGCCUGCUCAACGACUUCCACUCCGGCAAACUGCAGGCCUUCGGGAAGGUGUGCUCGUUUGAGCAGCUGGAGCACGUGAGGGAGAUGCAGGAGAAGCUGGCCCGCCUGCACUUCAGCAUGGAUAGCCACGUGGAGGAGCUCUCUGAGGACCAGAAGAAAUCCGCCUCGGAUCACAACCUGGAGCACCUGCUGUGCAACCUGGAAGAACUCAGCAGCUCAAUACAGAAGCUACACUUAGCAGAAAACCAAGAACUGGCCAAGCCUUCUGCAUCAUAAAGCUAAAAGAGGUCCUGAUGAAGCAGGUCCUGGACUGAGCCUCAAUGCAAAGCUGAUUCAGAGCCACGGAAACGCCGAGCGGUGUGUUCAGUACACUGAAGAAAAGUGACAAAUACGCUCUAGUCACGGCCCCACACAACUCCCGCUCAGUUUUACACUAAUAGAUAUUUCCUUGGUGUCUGUUUGCUAUAUUCGUCCUUAGUUUAGCCUUCUGUACUAAAUUUAAAAAAAGACCAGUUGGCAGCCCAGUUUGUUUACAUUCCCCUAAAUGUUGCUGUAGGGGCACAAGCAACACCCACCCUCCCCCUGCCCCCCCCCCAUUCAUUUGUAUUCCUUCACUUCUUCCAUAGAAAGACUUGAAAUGUAUUUCACAAGCACAACUUCCCAGUCGUACAGUAGUUCAGAAAUACCACGUUUACGAAGAUCAGAUUGCAUUGGAACUGUGUUAAAACAAAAUGAAUAAAUCGAGAAUUCGAAUUAACUGAGCUUUUAUUUGAAAAUGCACUGCAGAUUAUUGACAACUUAAGUGCCAGUCGUUGAGGGUUCAAUUGCAGUAUUUAGUUUUGCUAUCAAACUUUUAAGCCAUUGAUUUUAAUAUAAGCCGAUGCAUAGUUAGUGUCUGUUUACAGUGUCUUCAAAGUAAAAAAAAUAAAAUAAAAACUAUAAUGUUUUAUUAAUUCAAUAUGUAUUACAAAUAACAGUGAAUCCAUCAAACAUACAGUAAUACAGGCAAAAACAUGAUCUGGGAUUCAAGCCAUCGCACAUGUUAAAUGCAAAUGCUGUUGGAAUAGAAUUUUGUAUUGUUUUGCAAAACACUGAUCAAAGUUCACGUUGCAUAGCAUUAACUUUGUAUCGCGCUGUGGGAUACCAUGGCGUGAAGGACGCUAUGUACAUAUAAAUAUGUAUUGUAUUGUAUUGUAUUGUAUUGUUGAGUGUCGUGCUGUAGCAGAUGUUGGUGGGUCACAAAAGGGAUGAGGCGGUUGGUAUAGGAUUUAUAACACUGACUGAACAGGUGACAGCAAAACUGUGAAUUCCUUUCCAAUCCUGAACACUAAAUGACUUUGAACUGGACUAGAUGUUUAAGUAUUACUGGACUGCUUCCUCGUAGCUGUAAGAACUGCAUGUAUGUAUGUACUGUAUGUCAUGAUAACAAACGUUGUACUUUUUUUUUGUUUAAUAAAGGGAUUUUGUAUUAUUUUAACGCUUUUAAGAUAAAGUAAAAAUAAAAAACUGGACUACACUGUUAA
This is a messenger RNA of Acipenser ruthenus (sterlet), 2128 nucleotides long. RefSeq names its product coiled-coil domain-containing protein 28B-like. The coding region runs from base 318 to 881 and encodes 187 amino acids. The record is from RefSeq and is a predicted model, not a curated record. The transcript has 6 exons. NCBI's taxonomy places the organism in Eukaryota, Metazoa, Chordata, Actinopteri, Acipenseriformes, Acipenseridae.